Olea europaea var. sylvestris is the source of this 1122-nucleotide messenger RNA. Its product is annotated as nudix hydrolase 2-like. The record is from RefSeq and is a predicted model, not a curated record. The transcript is spliced from 9 exons. Lineage: Eukaryota; Viridiplantae; Streptophyta; Magnoliopsida; Lamiales; Oleaceae. The coding region runs from base 134 to 979 and encodes 281 amino acids. Gene Ontology annotation, molecular function: NADH pyrophosphatase activity; NAD binding; ADP-ribose diphosphatase activity.
UAUAUCUCGACCCUCCACUGUAAAACAACUUCAAGAACUCUCUAUAAUUCCAAAAUACGCCCCUUCUCCACUGUAAAACCGAACAUCAAAGCCAAAGGGAAAUUUUGGACUUUGCUUGAAUAGCCGAUCCUCGAUGAGUUCCUCCCCCGCAUCGCAGGUGUUAUCUGAGAAGCAAAAUCAGCAGGUGGAGAGAAUAUUAAAGGCCAGAAAUGAUGACCAUGGAGGAGUCAUGGUGGAAAUGGCCAAUGAGCCCAUGGAUGCUGGUGUCUUUGUUUAUUUACUUAGAGCCUCGCUUUCCCAUUGGAGACGGCAGGGGAAAAAAGGUGUCUGGAUUAAAAUGCCUAUUGAGCUCGUAAAUCUUGUUGAGCCGGCUGUUAAGGAAGGAUUUUAUUAUCACCAUGCAGAACCUAAAUACGUUAUGCUUGUCCAAUGGCUUCCCAGUAUUGCUAAUACGCUGCCGGCUAGCGCCUCACAUCAAGUCGGUAUCGGCGCUUUCGUUGUGAAUGAUAAGAAUGAGGUACUAGUUGUCCAGGAAAAGAAUGGAAAGUUCGGUAAAACGGAUGUCUGGAAGUUCCCUACAGGAGUUGUUCAUGAGGGAGAAGAUAUAUGUGAUGCUGCAGUGAGAGAGGUAAAAGAAGAGACAGGAAUUGAUUCAAUUUUUUUAGAAAUACUAGCUUUCAGGCAGAGCCACAAGUCGUUCUUUGACAAGUCAGAUUUGUUCUUCGUGUGCAUGAUGCAACCACUCUCCUUUGACAUCAAGCCACAGGAAUCAGAGAUAGAGGCAGCACAGUGGAUGCCAUACGAAGAAUAUGCAGCCCAACCAUUUGUUCAAAAACACGAGCUUCUUCGGUAUGUUGCCGAUGUUUGCAGAAGAAAGAAAGAUGGAGUGUAUUCAGGAUUCUCUGCAGUGCCUACAAUAACUAGUUUUUCUAAGAAGAAAUGCUACUUGUAUUUGAACACGCAGGACUUAGACUUUUAAGAUUUGCUUGUACUCGAACACAUUGUUAAAUCACAGAGUCGUAGAAUAUGUUUCUUUCUUCCUUUGUGUAAACUUAUAUGGCUUGUGUGGACGCACGAGGCAUUAGAAAAGAAACUAAAAUUAUUAUUAUUAUUAUUUUUUAA